AUGGGGUUUGGUGUGUAUUUGUAUUAUUUUGGGUGGGUUUUGGUGUUGGUGUUUGGGGGGGGUGUUGGUUGGUUGUUUUGUGUUGUUUGUUGUUGGUUUGGGGGUUGGUUUGUGUUUGUUGGUGGUGUGGGGUUGUUUUGUGGUUUGGGUGUUUUUUGGGGGGUUGGGUUGGGUUUGGGGGUGGGGGGUGUUGGUUGUUUUGGUUGGGGGGUUUUUGGUGGGUGUAGUUUUGGGUUUGUUAUUAAUGAUGUGUUGUGUGGUGGUUUUUGGUGUGGGUUGGUAUUUGGUUUGGGGUUGUUGGGGUUUUGGUGGGUGGUGUUUUGUGUUGUGUGGGUUAUUGGGGUGGUUUGUGUGGGGUGUUGGGGGUGUGUGGUUGUGGUGGGGUGGUGUGGGGGUGGGUGUGUGUUUGGGUUUGUUUUGUUUUGUUGGUGUUGUGGGUGGGUGGGGGUUUUGGUUUUGGUGUUUGGUGUUUGGGUUUGGGGUUUGGGUUGGUUGGGUUGUGGGUGGGUGUGUUUGGUGGGUGUGGGGGGGGUGUUUGUGUGGGGGUUGUUGGUUUUGGGUGUGGAGUUUGGGGGGGGGGGUGGGUGGUUUUGGUGUAUUGGUGUUUUUGGUGUUGGGGGGGGUGUUAUUUUGUGGGGGUUUGGGGUGGGGUGGUGUUUUGUGGGUUUUUGUUGGGGGGUGGGGUGUGGGGUGUUUGGUGGGGGGGGGUGGGUGGGGUGGGUGUUGGUGUUGUUGUGGUUUGGGUUGUGUUGGGUUUGGUGGGGGGGUUUGGGGGGGGGGGUGGUGGGGGGGGGGGGUGGGUUGGGUGUGGGGUGUGGGGGGUGGUGUGGGUGGUUGGGUGUGGUUGUGGUUGGUUGGGGGGGUGUGGGUUUUGUUGUGUGUGGGGGUAUUGAGGUUGUUUUGGGGGUUGUUUGGUGGGGUUUGGGGUUGGGGUGUGUGGUGUUUUUUGGUUGUUGGUGGGGUGGUGGGGUUGUUUGUGUUGUUGAUGGGGGUUUUGUGUGGUGGUGUUGUUGGGGGGGGGGGGGGGUUUUUGGGGUUGGUGUUGGUGGUGUGGGUGGUUGUUGGGUGGUGUGGGGGGGGGGUGGGGGGGAGGUGGUGGGUUGUGGGGGGUUUUGGUGGUGGGGGGUGGUGGUGGGGUGGGGUGGUGUGUUGGGUUGGGGUUUGGGUGUUGGGUUGGUGGUUGGGGGGGGGGGGGUUGGGUGUGGUGGGGGUGGUGUGUGGGGGGGGUGUUGGUUGGGGUGGUGUGGGUGUUUGUUUGUGUUGUGUUGUUUAGGGGGGGGUGUGGGGGUUUUUUGGGUGUGGGUUGUGGGUGGUUUGGGGUGGUGUGUGUGGGUGGGUGGGGGGGUUUAUUUGGGGGGUGUGGUGGGGUGGGGGGGGGUGGGGGGGGGGGUUGGUGGUGGGGGGGGGUGUGUUGGGUUGUGUUUGUGGUUGUGGUUGGUGGGUGGGGUUUGUGGGGGGGGGUUUGGUUUUGGGGUUUUUUUGGUUGGUUUUUUGGUGGGUUUGGGGGGGUUGGUUGGUUUGGUGUUGUGGUUUGGUUGGUUUUUGUUGUUUUGGGGGUUUGGGGGUGGGGUGUUGGGGGUGGGAGUGUGGUUUGUUUUGUAG
This is a messenger RNA of Knipowitschia caucasica, 1602 nucleotides long. NCBI's taxonomy places the organism in Eukaryota, Metazoa, Chordata, Actinopteri, Gobiiformes, Gobiidae. The record is from the annotation of a GenBank genome assembly.